This is a messenger RNA of Alosa sapidissima (American shad), 1062 nucleotides long. RefSeq names its product glutathione S-transferase theta-3-like. The transcript has 5 exons. Gene Ontology annotation, biological process: glutathione metabolic process. Bases 65 to 790 code for a protein of 241 amino acids. Lineage: Eukaryota; Metazoa; Chordata; Actinopteri; Clupeiformes; Clupeidae. The record is from RefSeq and is a predicted model, not a curated record. Gene Ontology annotation, cellular component: cytoplasm. Gene Ontology annotation, molecular function: glutathione transferase activity.
GAAGUCGGCCAGUCACCGUUCACUGUUUCCGAGGUCACAAGUUGUUGAACUGCAGCCGGUGAAAAUGCCUCUAGAACUCUAUUUGGAUCUUUUCUCGCAGCCAUGUCGGUCGGUGUAUAUAUUUGCCAAGAAAAACAAUAUACCGUUUGAUUUCAAGCAGACUUCGCUUAUGCUGGGAGAUCAGCAUGGAGAGGAAUUUGGAAAGAUCAAUAUGAUGAGGAAAGUACCUGCAAUGCGAGAUGGAGAAUUUUGUUUGUCUGAAAGCAUUGCCAUGAUGAUGUAUAUGGUUGAGAAAUUCAAAACUCCAGACCACUGGUAUCCGGCUGAUUUGCAAAAACGGGCGCGGGUGAACGAGUACUUGGCUUGGCAGCACGGGGGAAUACGGAUGCAUGGCUCCAAAAUGUUCUGGAUUACGGUUAUGGUCCCAAAGAUCAUGGGGAAGGAGAUUCCUCAGGACAAGAGGGAUGACGCCGUAGAGGACCUCAAUGGCUCCCUUAAGAUGAUCGAGGAGAAGUUCCUGCAGGACAAGCCGUUCAUUGCUGGAGACCAGAUCUCCCUGGCGGAUCUGGUGGCAAUUGUGGAAAUCUUCCAGCCCUUGGCUGCCGGCGUGGAUGUGUUUGAGGGAAGGCCCAAACUCAGUGCCUGGAAGGAUCGGGUGCGUCAGAAGAUCGGACCUGAGCUGUUCGACGAAGCUCACAAGGGUGUCAUGGGCGCCAUGGAGGUGGUCAAGACAUUAGACAGCAGCAAGCUUCAGGGGUUCAAGCCCAGGAUUCAAAAGAUGUUUUUCUGAAACCAGCAUAGAGUACAACAAAGGAAUAUUCAGAAUAAUUUCUAAUUAAAUGGAGCACCUAUUUUGUUAUGUUUGUGUUGGAUAUUAGUGUUGUGUCUUUCACUUAUUUUGGAUUAAUACAUGAUCAAACUAUUAUUUUUUUCACUUUAAUUUUUUUACUUAAUGGAUGAGGAGAAAAAUGUUUCAUUUUAGUUAUUCAUCACGACUAAUGACCUGCUUUUUGAUAAGAAUGUUCUUAAAUGUGCCUACUCACAAUAAACACUAUUAAACCA